Cyphellophora europaea CBS 101466 is the source of this 2556-nucleotide messenger RNA. RefSeq lists its product as uncharacterized. Gene Ontology annotation, cellular component: SBF transcription complex; MBF transcription complex. The record is from RefSeq and is a predicted model, not a curated record. Lineage: Eukaryota; Fungi; Ascomycota; Eurotiomycetes; Chaetothyriales; Cyphellophoraceae. The transcript has 3 exons. Gene Ontology annotation, molecular function: transcription coactivator activity; protein binding; DNA binding. The coding region runs from base 1 to 2556 and encodes 851 amino acids.
AUGGGCUCUUUCGAUACUGGCCAGUCUGUCGGCACUCCUGCACCUCCUUCUGGGCCUCGUCCUGGCUCGCAGCAUCAGCAAUCGAUGAGCUACAACAUGAACGGUCAUCAGAUGAAUGGCAUGAUGCCGCCGCAGCACUACCCCUCCUAUCCCGACCCCAAUGGCGGCUAUGCGUCUAAUCAGCAGCAAGCCUCGGCGCCUGCGCCUGCCUCCUACUACCUCGAUGGCUUGAAGCGUCAGAUCUACACUGCUGUUUACUCUAAUGUCUCGGUCUACGAAAUGGAAGUCAACGGUGUCGCCGUCAUGCGCCGCAGAUCCGAUUCAUGGCUGAAUGCUACUCAGAUCCUCAAGGUCGCCGGCGUCGAUAAGGGCAAGCGCACCAAGGUUCUAGAGAAAGAAAUUCUUACUGGGGAGCACGAGAAAGUUCAAGGCGGUUACGGAAAAUAUCAAGGUACCUGGAUCAACUACCAGCGCGGACGAGAGUUCUGCCGUCAAUUCGGUGUAGAAGAGCUCCUUCGCCCUCUGCUCGAGUACGAUGUGUCGAAUGAUGGCAAUUCUGGCAUGGAGACGCCUACCAAAGAGCAAGCUUUGGCUGCGCAGCGUCGUCGCAUGUAUGGUGCUGACCCUAGCAUGUCGCAAUCUGGCACCUACUUCAAGAACAUGUCUAACACCGCUGCGAAUGCCAUCCAGGCGCUCAACCGCACUCGCAUGGACUCUCCUAACCACAUCGACGGUCGGCGCUCGACUGGCCCAAGACGCCCUUCUCAAUACGGCCAAGACCAGUACCAGAGCAGUCAGCAGAGCCUCCAGAGCAUUGCCUCGCAAGACAGCUUCAACAACAAUGCGAUCAUGAGUCAAGGUGCCAGUUUCGCCGACUUUCCCAACACCGAGUCGCAAGAGCCGCCACGCAAGCGUAUUAGACCUUCGCCCAACACUUCGUUCAUGGGAGCCUUUGACAACCACAUGGAUCUCUCGCUGCCUGAUGGCACUCCUACUGAGCCCACUCAGUCGUUCUUCUCUCAACACAGCCAGUCUUUCUUGUUGCCGCAGCCAAUUCCAUAUUCCGUCGAGCCUUUGCCCCAGCCUCAAGGACCAGCCGAGGAGCAGAAGCAAGAAUGGCUCAUGGCCUUAUUUAUGGAGCCUGGCAAGGCGGAUUUCGAUGACGAUGCGGCCUUCUUGAAGCUGAGUGGUGAAGAGUUCGAGAUGCCCAUCGACGCCAAAGGAAACACUGCUCUACACUGGGCUGCCACGUUGGCCAGAAUUCCGCUCGUCAAGAAGCUACUGGAGCGCGGCUUCAACAUGCGUCGCGGCAACAGUGGCGGAGAGACUGCCCUGGUGGCCGCUUGUCAGGCGAGAAACAACCUCGACCAAUCCAGCUUCCAUCAGCUCCUCGAACUGCUAGGUCCGAGCAUCGAAGUUCGCGACGGUCGUGGUAGGACACUGUUGCACCACAUCGCGGUAUCGUCUGCCAUGAAAGGCCGCGCCGCUGUCGGUCGCUACUACCUAGAGACGCUACUCGAAUACACUGUCCGCCAAGGCUCUGGCUCGCAAGGAGUUAUGAAUGGCAGUCAGCCUGAGAACACACCCAUCACUCUAGCUCGAUUCAUGAAUGAGAUCGUCAACGCUCAAGACAAGGCGGGCGACACUGCUCUGAACCUCGCUGCACGGACCAGUACGACCACCAUCAUCGACCAGCUUAUCGAGGUUGGCGCCGAUCCCACGAUCCCAAACCGGGGGGGUCUCGCACCUGUUGACUUUAAUGUCAGCUCUGGCCCUAACGGUGUCGCACCCCACCAGAACAGCAUCAACGCUUUCGACAUGGCGAUUGCGGAGAAUGAGUCAUCGCAGAAGUCGAUCGAGGAGGCGGAGGAGAACAUUCUCAACUCGAUCCGACAGGUGCUCUCACAAUCGAAUGCCGACUUCCAAGCCGAGAUGAAGGAGAAGCAGGAAGUACUCGACAAGACUAAUGCCGCCCUUCGCGAGUCUAGCUCUGCACUCAAAGAAGAGCGUGGCCGCUUAGAGCGUUUGAGAGCACGUGUCCGAGAACAGGAGGAGCUCGAACACAAGAUUAAGAACCACCGUGCUGCGCAGACCUCACUCCGUGAAGAGCUCCAGUUGACGAACCCGGUCGGGGCCGAGCACACUAAUGUUGGCGAGGCGGACAAGGGACUGGAUCACAACGGCCAGCUCCACAUGAUGGAACAGCUUCUGGGCGGGGGCGUGCUCGAGUCCAACAUGCCGCUCAGCCAAGAGCAGAUUAAUUUCCUAGCGGGCAUGGAGCGAGCCGAGGUGUUGGUCGGACGAGUCAAUGCUUAUCGCGAGCACAAUGCGAGAUUGGAGAAGCAGGCGCGCGAAUUGCGAGCCAUGAGCCAUGAGCUCGAGAACAAGUACAAGAAGAUCAUUGUGCUGUGCACCGGGGCUGAGGCGGACCAGGUCGAUGAGUUACUUGACGGCCUGACACAAGCGGUCAUCAGUGAGCAGAAGGAAAUCGGCAACGGUACCGAGCUUGGUCGUGUUAGAGACUUCCUGCGCCUGGUCCAAGGUAGCCAGGAGUGA